UAGGUUGCCCGGCAACAGAGGCCUGCAGCAAGUAAUGAGAGCUACAAACAGGUGUCGUCUCGACAAAGCAGUCCAAAGGAAUUUGUCGUUGCAAAGCCCCGGUACCCGUGAAAGAUGGAUCUGUGCCUUGUAUCGUAUGUGAAGGAAGCCCCGGUUAAUAAAUGUGACCAGAAUGCUGGUGACCAAAAUUACUGUAAUCCCAAGCUUCUCCAAGGUACUCCGGGAGUAUGGAAUGAAUUAGCGGCAGAGAAGAAAAGCAAGUCACCAAGCAAACUUUGUCCAGUUGAAAAUGAAAAGAAGACUAAAAAGUGUAAAAAGAAAAAAAAGGCACACCAGAGAAAAAAGAAGAAUGACCCUUGUUUGGAAGGGUCGUCGACCUUUGAUCCGUUUGAAACGACGUUCAUGCGAGAUUUUGCUUAUCGCCCGGGCUCGGCUGCUGAACCUAUGCGCCCAAAAUCAACCAAUGGAUACACUUACCCCUAUAAGCUCCAUGAGCCUAUUGGCGGCAGCUCAUAUACAGAUGACUACGCCUGGAAGUUGCUGACCAGUCAACAUCACCGGCCCUGCAGGAAACCCGAACCACAUCCGUGUGACGUCUUGUGGCUGUGGAAACAACUCAAGAAAAGUCCGGAGACAUUCCCAAGAGUCAGCGCUUAUUUCUCUCAUCCCAUGUCCGCUGAAGAUAUCUGCAGAGUAAAAUCACAUCAGUAUGACACCAUAUAUCGGCAGGAUUACCUUGGGCUGCAACAAGAGUACAAGUUGAAAUGCCCGCCCUGUGUGCCCAUCCAGAGGAAGGGGGAGCCUUGCCCUCCCCGCACAAUCAACCAAUACCACGUACCGCAAUGGAAACAGCAGCCCGAGUUGGCCAUCUGUACGUCGCGAUACGGCAGCAAUAAGCAAUGGGAUACAGCCGCAAGAGGAAUAGUACCCAGGUUGACACAUGCACACAUGAAGAACCAGGAGAAAAGCAAGAAGCAGACCACAUAUGAUGACGAAUAUGGAAACCCUGGUGUGCAUUUUACCAACAUAAUAAAGUCUCUUGAACCAAAAGAAGUUAGAAAAUACCUGGAGUCACUUCCAAGGAAAGAACGGGACCUAUUAUUGCAUCUAUUAAAUGAUUUGACCAGGAAGUGAAGUCAAGUUAAUGGGCCUUCUACCUGCUUAUCCAAUGCAAUGGAUCCAAGGUGACUAUCUGACCGCCGUCCCUUCAAUGGUAUGAUAUUGGAAGUGAAACAUAGCACAAUGAUCUGUGGGAAUAAAUGUCACAAUCUGAUAAUGUAAAGGCCUGUCCUUCAUUAUUAUCAGCUGCCUGUAAGCCUCGGCGCAUGUCAUUACCAUUUUAUUAAAUCAAGUAUGAAAAAUUGUGAAGAAUUUGAUAUUCUGAACUUUGAAAAAUAUAAUAGUAAUCAAU
This is a messenger RNA of Amblyraja radiata (thorny skate), 1411 nucleotides long. RefSeq names its product testis expressed 26 (gene tex26). Bases 115 to 1134 code for a protein of 339 amino acids. Lineage: Eukaryota; Metazoa; Chordata; Chondrichthyes; Rajiformes; Rajidae. The record is from RefSeq and is a predicted model, not a curated record. Gene Ontology annotation, cellular component: cytoplasm. The transcript has 8 exons.